Molecule: messenger RNA, 4453 nt
Organism: Orussus abietinus
Lineage: Eukaryota; Metazoa; Arthropoda; Insecta; Hymenoptera; Orussidae
Product: transcription factor SOX-9
Exons: 5
Coding region: 7-1197 (396 amino acids)
Biological process (GO): regulation of transcription by RNA polymerase II
Cellular component (GO): nucleus
Molecular function (GO): DNA-binding transcription factor activity, RNA polymerase II-specific; RNA polymerase II cis-regulatory region sequence-specific DNA binding
Source: RefSeq, a predicted model, not a curated record
GUCUCCAUGGACGAGACGACGGGAGUCUCCUCGGGGUCCGUUUCCUCGACCUCGGGGACCAAGGGCGCCGAGGGAGGCGGCGAGGUCAUCAGCGCGGCCGUCGCCAAGGUCCUCCAGGGCUACGACUGGAACCUGCUCCCGAUCACCGUCAAGGGCUCCGGUGACAAAAGGGCGGCCCACGUGAAAAGGCCCAUGAACGCUUUUAUGGUGUGGGCCCAGGCGGCUCGCAGGAGAUUGGCCGAUCAGUAUCCUCAGCUCCACAACGCCGAACUCUCCAAGACGCUCGGCAAGCUGUGGCGGUUGCUGUCCGACUCCGACAAGAAGCCGUUCAUCGAGGAGGCGGACCGACUGCGGGUGAUCCACAAGCGCGAGCACCCCGACUACAAAUACCAGCCCCGCCGGCGGAACAAGAACGGAGCCUCCGGUCGCGACGGCUCGCCUCCCAGGGCCCAGGGCGCCGUCGCUUUCGGCGUCUCCCGGGCCCUCAAGCGGGAGGACGCCAGCCCCAGGGGGGGCCAGGCCCCCAACUCGCCCCAGAGCGGGACCAGCUCCUCGCCUCCCGCCACCCCCGGGCAGGGGCUGUCUCCCCCGACUCCGCCGACCACUCCUCGGGGCCAGCUGUUCGUCCACCAGAGUUUGCAGCAGCAGCAGCAGCAGCAGCAGCAGCAGCAGCCCGGCAACGCGGGCUACCGGCAGGACCCGGCGCCCUCGGAGGACUCCCCCCACCAGCAGGGAGGGGUCGACCUGCGGUUCAUCGAGGGGCUGCCCAUGGACGAGGGCCACCUCGGCGGGCUGAGUCCCUUGGCGGGCGUGAGCCUCAACAUCCCCCUGAACCUGCCCGAGUGCGAGGUGGUCGACAGCAACGAGCUGGACCAGUACCUGCAGGAUCCGCCCGUUCCCCAGUACCCCCCUGCUCCGCCCACCACCUCGGCCCAGUGGGUUCUUAACCGGUACGAGGACGAGGUCGAGCGGCCCAUCAAGCGGCACUGCGCCGAUCCCGCGGCGGCGAUCGGAGACGUCUCCUGGGAGGACCGAGCCCAGGACAUGCUGAGAUACCACGAGCUGCAGCCUCCUCUUCCGCCGGUCCAGCACAUCUCCGGGUCCCACUACCCCCACGCGGGAGCCCAGGUGGCGGGUCCCUACGCGCAGUACCACCGAUACGUACCUGGGAUCGAGUCCUGGCCCAACUACCUCUAGAUCCUUUCCCUCGAGCCGGGGAAGGGACAUAGCCAAAUGCGAGGCAACCAGGGAGCACUCGCGCGCACCUUCGUCCGCCGGAAAGGCGCGAGGUGGCGCAAAAGUCGCUCCGCGAGACUCCAUGACGUCAUUCCAUGACAGCCGGCCAUUCCAAAGCGCGCGACUCUCGGCCCGAACGAACGGUCCUCGACGUGCUCUCGAUUCUCUCGACUCUCUCGUGGUGGAGGCGCCCGCUUGACGUAAACCUCGGCUUUACUGCCGGCCGACCCGAACCGCUCAAAUAAACCCUCGAAACCCGAUCACGCUCCGACCUUUAUGGGGCUUAUUUAUUUACUUCCAACUUUCGACAGUUUUUCGACAUUUAUUCGACACUUUCCGGAUUUUUUUCCCGUACUCGCCUCGACCGCGCGAUUCCAGGGGAACCGAGCAAAGUGCCUUUGGAGAGCCUCGUCGAGCGACCCGAGUUUGGUCGAGCCUGACAUAUUAUCCAUACGCGAGUAAAUAAAUAUAUAAAUAAAUGAAUAAACUUGCAUACACGUAGUUAAUAAUAGGAAUAUGUAUAAUGCGCGCAGAUUCGAGCUUUUGUACUUAUGUAUUUAUUUACCGAAGGCGCUCGGCGUUCCUGCCGAUGAUCCAUGAAUAUUAAUGUUACAGUAUCGCCGAGUCGUAACUCCGAAAAUUCUAGGAAUACAGAGAAUGAAAAUUCCACGGAAAACGAUGCGUUGGAUGCGCCCAGUCGUCCCUUCCUUCCGAGACUUCCUAGCGACGCGGUUUUCCGUGGAUAACGUUUCCCGGACGUCGGAGUCGAGAGGCAAAGGAUUGGGUGACCGCGGUCCGACGGGCGGGAUCGACGUUUACGGUGGAUCCAGAGGGUUUUCUCCUUAAAUAACGCGAGCGGGGAAGCGGGGCAAGGGCCUUAUCGUCCAUCCCCCAGGAGGAACGUGGGAAUCUCCCGCGGUUUCUUCGGACACUUAUCCGCCCACGUGGCGAUCGGAAUUCGCACUUGGACGAAAUAAGGUCGAGGAGCCCUUAGAGGAAGGGACCGGAGAAACGGUCGAACCGAGGGACCUCGGGCCGAAUAAAUUAGUAGAGAACAUCCUCGGCCUUAUCUCGCGUUCGGUAGCUCUUACUUCGCUUCGGAGAAUUCCUUUCUAAUCGGGAUCAAUCGGUCGCGAGGGAAGAGUUAUCGCGUGAGAGCGUUCGGUACCGCGAGACCUCUCGUCUCCUUUCCUGGAAACGCCCAACUUAAUUUUCCAUUAAAUCGAGUAACGCCGAGCUCUCGCAGGAGAGGAGGAAAAUACUAGGAGAGAUCGCGAGGGCGCCGCUCGUGUCAAUAUUUGCCGGAGGGGGCGAAUCGAUAAUCUCGAUAAAUUUCGACAGUCCGGCCAUUCAGAAGAAUAAAGAGCCCUAAACUACAGCUGUUGAAAACCCGCCGACUUUAUCGCGGCCGAGAUCCCUUUUACUGUCCAUUCAUCGGAAUCUCGACGAGUCCUCUUUGUGAAUUUUCGGAUUUCCAGGUGAAAGUCGCCGUCCGCUCCGCGAUAAGGUGCACCCGACCCGACCCGACCCGACCCGACCCGACCCGACCCGACCCGGUCCGCGGGAAAGGGAAAGGGAAAGGGCCGCGCGAGGGUUCUCGGAAAGGUCUCUUCUCGAUGGUCGUUUUGGUCUUGCCUCGGUCUCGGGCGCGAUGGCAGAUACGUCCUCGGCGCGGCUCCUCGAGGGUUACGCGAGGGUUACGCGAGGAGAGGAAAUCCCCUUAAGGUGGGUUCGAGGGCGAGGGGAACGGGGUAGGCGGAGAGACGCUUGAGAAGUCGCAGGCCCCGAGAAAAGUCCCGACUUAUCGUUUCGGGAGAAAUUCGGUCGGGCUUAAAGGCGCGCCUCUCGCGCGAGAGGUUUUUGCCGGCAGACGGUCGGCACACGUGGGGCCCCUGGCGAUUUUCUCGAGCGAUAAUUCCCCUAGGCCGCCCUUGCGCCCCGGGCCCUCCGCGAGGGCGAUGGUGCGCACAUCCGCGGCCACCGCUUCUCGGUACUCCCCGGGAUUUUACGAGCGCUCCCGAAAUUGAAAACUGCCCGAUUUUCCCUCGCCUCUCGACCUCUCGGCUUCGACCUCUCGGCUCCUCUCCUCCUCGAGAGGCGGCUCCGGCGAUUAAGCAUCUAGAGCGCGAACGAGCGAUGACUUUUUUGCCGGCGUUUCCGGUAGCGAUUUAUCAUACGGGAAAGAUCCUAUCGAGGACGUAACGGCGCGCGGUAAGAAACAUCUUCGACGCGAGGUUCCUCCUCGGGGCCGGUCGCUUCCCCGGUCGCUUCCCCGGUCGCUUCCCCUGCCUCCCCCGAGACGAGGUAAACGGGGUCCGGACCGGCACGAGGCCUACGCAUCGCGCCCUGUAUCGAGUGUCAAACGGACCGAAAGCAAGAAAAGGCGAGCGCUCGCCGAGGAAACCCUAGACGAGGCAACGUCACGCCGACGGCUCCCACGCGGCGGAGCCUCGUCAAGAUCCCCUGGCAAAUUGGGAACCCCGGUGAUAUACGAUUUUGGUUUCCGGUUACGCCGAUCGGGCACUGCGCGGGCAGGGUCGACGCGUUAACGGCGUGUCAGAAAUUUAUUGGGGACCCGUCGUAUUUUGACAGGCCGACCGCGGAACUUAUGGCUGAAUCAAAUUCUAAGGGAAAGCCCUCCUCUCCCCCUCGGCCCGGGACCCUUCGUUCCUUCCUUUCCGUCGAAACGCGACUCCGAUACUAGACCAAACAAGCCCUUUCGCCCCUUUCGCCCCUUUCGUCGCUUUCCCAUUUUCCGUCGAGCGGCCGGAGCGGCCGGAGCGGCCGCAGCGGCCGCAGCGGCCGCAGCGCGCGGGCGCGAUCGCGGUUAGGACAAUUUAUUUAUGGCGGGAUGUUUUGCCCUUGGCUGCAUAAAACGUCCGGAGCGCGUGCUACGCCGAGGAUCUCGAACAGAGGCCCCUUUGUGAGGCUAUUUAUUUAUCCGUCAACAAUUAUCCCGACGCGCGGCCGCGGGGGAAACGCUCGAAAAAGUCGCAAGAUGCCUCCUCCCUCGAGGAGAAGACGAGGAACCUUUCCGGGUGGCGAUCCCAAUUUCUAUCACCUGCAGGCGGUCCAGCGAUGCGUGGAAAACAAAAUCAGCUUUCACAAUGAUCUCAGAAGCAAAUUCAUCUGUCAAACCAUUGUGAAAACCAGUUUCGUCUACGGAGAAGCCCCCCGCGCGGGGAACGCUCCUUUUCUCUCUUCUUUCUGAAACAGC